Messenger RNA from Salarias fasciatus (jewelled blenny), 2586 nucleotides. RefSeq names its product extracellular calcium-sensing receptor-like. Gene Ontology annotation, cellular component: plasma membrane. The coding region runs from base 202 to 2586 and encodes 794 amino acids. The transcript is spliced from 11 exons. Lineage: Eukaryota; Metazoa; Chordata; Actinopteri; Blenniiformes; Blenniidae. The record is from RefSeq and is a predicted model, not a curated record. Gene Ontology annotation, molecular function: G protein-coupled receptor activity. Gene Ontology annotation, biological process: G protein-coupled receptor signaling pathway.
CUGCAGGGUGGCCAGGCAUUGGUUUGUUCUCAGUGGAAUAAUCCAGGGGACAAUGGAUUGUUCCAGGAUGGAGAUGUAAUAAUCGGUGGACUCUUUAAUCUCCGUUUCCGUCCUCCAGCUCUGAAUCAAGACUUCACUCUGCGAUCAGACUACAAACCGUGCACUGGUUUGGAAAAUCUCCCAUUGCAAUACAUUUAUGCGAUGGUGUUUGCAGUGGAGGAAAUCAAUCGCAGUAAAACUUUGCUGCCUGGUGUAAAGCUGGGUUACCAUAUCCGUGACAGCUGUGCUCUCCCUCCGUGGGCUAUUCAGGCAGCUCUGUCUCUGGUUGGAGGAGACAGCAUCAGCUGUGAUGCAGCAGCUCUGCCCAGCAACAUUGAGGAGCAUUUUGAAAAAAGAGGUGCAGGACACCAGUCUGUUCCUCUGAUCAUUGGAGGCUCCUCAUCCAAAAAUGCUCAGAUACUCUCAAGAAUCCUGGCACCGCUCUCUGUACCAUUAAUGAGCUACACGGCCAGCUGUCCCUGUCUGAGUGACAGACUCCAGUUUCCUAACUUCUUCAGAACAAUGGCCAGUGACAUUUAUCAGGCACGGGCUAUUGCCCAACUUGCUAUUCGCUUUAAGUGGACCUGGAUUGGAGCUGUGAUAGCAAACAAUGACUAUGGCUACAUGGCAGUUAAGGUAUUUCAGGAGGAGAUUCAGGGAGCAGAGGUGUGUCUUGCAUUUGUCGCAACUCUUGAAAGAGAAAACAUUGGGAGAAAUGCCAGACGAGCCGCACUUGCUAUUCAAGCUUCCACUGCCAGAGUGAUUUUAGUAUUUUCCUGGUAUACAGACGUGAGAGAACUGUUUCUGCAGCUGGACAAGCUAAAUGUCACUGACAGACUGUUUCUGGCCAGUGAGGCCUGGAGCACCAGUGGAAACCUUCUCCAAAACCCAGUCUCCAGAAAAGUAGCAGGCGGAGUUCUUGGUGUUGCAAUUCGGAGCGCACCUGUACCUGGAUUUGAACAUUUUCUCAGAAGUCUGAACCCAUCUCAUCGUCCCCACGACGAGUUUUUGCAUGAAUUCUGGGAGAAGGAGUUUGGUUGCAGUCCAUCCAUAAAUGCUUCUUCAAAUGAAUUCCCUGCAAACAGUUCACCAGAGAAAACUUCUCUGCCACCAUGCAGCGGCACUGAGUCCCUGGAGGAAGUGCAGAAUCUCUUCACAGACACCUCUCAGUUGAGGGUGACCUAUAAUGUGUAUCUUGCCGUUUACGCUGCGGCUCAUGCACUUCACAGCCUUCUCUCAUGCUCCAAUGGAGAGAGCUCUUCUGGACAAAACAUCUCUGCCUGUUACUCUCCAAAACACAUCAAGCCUAGAAAGCUCAUGGAGCACCUGAACAGAGUAAACUUCACCACACCACAAGGGGAAGUGUUUUACUUCCAAGGGGCGGACGUUCCCGCAAAGUACGACCUUGUCAAUUGGCAGAAAACUGCUGAUGGGAAAUUGAAAAUGGUUUUGAUUGGACGUGUGGAUGGAUUUGACCUUCACCUCAAUGAGUCAGCGAUUCAGUGGAACACAGGAUCCAAUCAGGUUCCUGUUUCGGUGUGCAGUGAAAGCUGUCCUCCAGGCACUCGGAAGGCAAACAGGAAAGGAGAACCCAUCUGCUGCUUUGACUGCAUCCCAUGUGCUGAUGGAGAAAUUAGCAAUACAACCGGCUCCCUCCACUGUGAGCGGUGUCCACCUGAGUUCUGGUCGAAUGCUGAACGAACGACCUGCAUCCCACGUCAGCUGGAUUUCCUCUCCUUUGAGGAAACCCUGGGCAUCACCCUCACUGCUCUGGCUGUUUCUGGUGUCACAGUCACAACUGCUGUGUUUAUGGUGUUCAUUCAUUUCCGUCAAACUCCGAUGGUACGAGCCAACAACUCAGAGCUGAGCUUCCUGCUGCUCGUGUCGCUCAAACUCUGCUUCCUCUGCUCGCUGAUGUUCAUCGGUCGUCCGUCUGUCUGGUCCUGUCGGUUCCAGCAGGCCGCCUUUGGGAUCAGCUUUGUUCUUUGUGUAUCUUGCCUCCAAGUGAAGACCAUCGUGGUUCUGGCUGCUUUCCGCUCAGCUCGUCCCGGCGCUGAAGCUUUGAUGAAGUGGUUUGGGCCAAGUCAGCAGCGGGGGAGUGUAUGCUUUUUCAGUUGUAUACAGAUUAUCAUCUGUAUUAUUUGGCUUUCGCUCAGCCCCCCGGUUCCUCAGCCUGACUUGGACAUCCCAGGCUUAAAGGUAACCCUGAAGUGUAACAUGUCCUCUGUGGUGGGUUUCUCACUGGUCCUGGGCUACAUUGGUCUUCUGGGUUGCAUCAGUCUCCUUUUGGCUUUUCUUGCCCGGAAACUUCCCGACAACUUCAACGAGGCCAAGCUCAUCACCUUCAGCAUGCUGAUUUUCUGCGCCGUUUGGGUGGCCUUUGUUCCCGCUUACAUCAGCUCUCCUGGGAAGUAUGCAGUGGCGGUGGAGAUUUUUGCCAUCUUGGCUUCCAGCUAUGGAUUACUGCUCUGUAUUUUUGCUCCCAAGUGUUUCAUCAUCCUAUUGAGGCCUGAAAAAAACACUAAGAAACAUUUGAUGGCCAGGUAG